AUGAGUGACACAGAUAAGAAAGAUAAAAUCGUAUUCAUUAAUAUGUCUUCAACACGGCGAAUACGUGUUGGUCUAAUCGGUUUUGGCGUAUCAGGCCGAGUAUUUCAUGCCCCGUUUAUGCAUACUAUGUCGAAUAUGUAUGAAUUGCGAAGUGUGGUAGAACGACAUGCAAAUGAAGCAGAAAAAAUUUAUCCGUAUAUAAAAACAGUUCGUUCGACAACGGAAUUGUUUGAUGAUCCAGAUAUUGAUCUAGUCAUUAUAACGACAUCAAAUGAUUUGCACUAUUCUUUGAGUAAAGAAGCAUUAGGAAAAGGCAAACAUGUUGUUGUUGAAAAGCCAAUGACGAUUCGAAGUUCCGAAGCAUUGGAAUUGAUUGAAUUAGCGAAGGAAAAACAAUUGAUCAUUUGUCCUUAUCAAAACCGUCGGUACGAUUCCGGUUAUCGUACAAUUAAGAAAAUUAUUGAAAAGAAACUGUUAGGCGAUGAAAUCUUAGACUGUGAAAUACAUUUCGAUCGUUAUCGGCCAGAAUUAAAACCUGGCAAUGUAUGGCGCGAAAGAAAUGAACCUGGUGCUGGUAUAUUCUAUGACUUAGGUUCACAUUUAAUCGAUCAAACAUUGAGUUUAUUCGGACAGCCACAAACAAUUACUGCUGAUAUACGAACACAACGACCAACAGCAAAUAUUGAUGAUUAUUUCGAUGUUCGACUUGAUUAUGGGCGUUUACGUGUUACACUGAAGUCUAGUAUGCUUGUUCGCGAAAUGGGCCCACGGUAUGUUCUACAUGGCCCAUUAGGUUCUUUCAUCAAACACGGUGAUGAUAUUCAAGAAGGUGUGCUUCGAAAUGGGGCGAUGCCCUCAACUUUAAAUGAAGAAAGCGAUUGGGGAAAGGAGCCCGUGGAAGAUUACGGUCUUCUCCAUACAGAAAUUAAAGAUGGACGAAUAACGAAAGAGAAAUACCCAACAGUACGUGGACAUUAUGGUCUUUUCUAUGAGCAAUUGUAUGCAGCUAUUGUUCUUGGAAAAAAGUUAGAGAUUCGGCCGGAAGAUGGAUAUAAUGUCAUACGAAUGAUCGAACUGGGCUAUCAAAGUAGUCAAGAAAAGAGAACAGUGCCAUGUGAUCGACUUUUAUAG
This is a messenger RNA of Adineta ricciae, 1131 nucleotides long. Lineage: Eukaryota; Metazoa; Rotifera; Eurotatoria; Adinetida; Adinetidae. The record is from the annotation of a GenBank genome assembly.